This is a messenger RNA of Plasmodium fragile, 12930 nucleotides long. RefSeq lists its product as uncharacterized. The transcript has 5 exons. Bases 1 to 12930 code for a protein of 4309 amino acids. The record is from RefSeq and is a predicted model, not a curated record. NCBI's taxonomy places the organism in Eukaryota, Apicomplexa, Aconoidasida, Haemosporida, Plasmodiidae.
AUGAUCAAAAUUGACAGAGUACUUGAGAUCAACGUGCGGGAUUUCGCACACGACUUGAACGUUUUUUAUAAGAAAAGUAAAGCCAUUAGGAACAUAGGACGAACGGAAAACGCUCGCAACAAACGUUUCUCCGACAGAAGAACGGUGUCCAAGUAUGGAGACACAGUUACCAUUUCUUUGGAACAGCACAUAUUCAUUUGUGUGCGGCGAAGCAACACCUGGAGGGUGUUCCGGCACGACAGCUCCCACAAAAUUGACAAAUGCGUGUGCAUUGGUGACUCGGACGUGCUCGUAUUGCAGACGAACAACAACGUUUCCGUACAGGCGUUCGAACGCAUUGACAAAAACAAACAGUUAAACGAAAUAAGAUUGUUGAGGAAACAGGACCUUUCAUCAAAUGCCCUUUUCUUCUGCGUACAUCAGGGUUCCAUUUACAUUGUCGAUCGAAAUGGGACACUAUGGCAAACGCAUGUCGAAGACUGCCUGGACGCCGGCAUUUCCCCAAAGCAGAUCAAACGUUUUCCCUUCCGAAAAGGAAACCAAGUAUAUUAUUUUAAGGUAAAAAAUGGGGACACCCUAAUUAUUGCCUACUGUGAUGACGAAUGGGGGAAGAAAGUCCAAACCAUUAUGUACAACUUUACGAGUAAUGAGUUGGAGCAAAUUCAUUUGAGUGUCUCCCCUGGUGUCAACCUUGAGGAGAAAGCAAAAUAUAUUAACUGCCUCGAUUUUAACGACAAAUACAUUGUAGUGCUGUUUAGCACAAAUGAACUGGCCAUUUACCAAAAGGAGGAAAAUACGAAUAAGUAUAAAUGUUUUAAAUACUUGGACAAAAAUAAAGCAAGCGUUAUGAAAUAUUUUAAAAAUAAGAGUUUGCACGAAGUGGAGGAAUGUACAUCGGGUCACGCAUCAGAUGGCGCGUCUAACAGCGCAGACAAGGUGAACAGAAUUUCCUCCCUUCAAAUGUGUGAGGACAACACCCUGCUGCUAACAUACAGUGAGCGCUUCCUCCCCGACGACGAGGAAAAUGGAAGCAAUCACAGGUACACCUCCCUCGUGAAAAGAGCCACAAACAUGUUAAAUCUCUACCUCAAUGAGAUAGAAAAAAUUUUCUUCAUUCGUUUUCUUUAUCAAGACAAGCUCAGUAAUAACUCCCUCCUGUACGACAUCAAUGAGCAGUUAAUUAAAAGUCACAACAUGCACAUGUGCUCCCUGAGCCUACGCGGUGUUCGUAUGAACACAGACAGCAUCAAUUUGGACGAUGAAAUUUACACCCUGUAUGGAGAGGCAAUUCAAAUUUUGAACAAUAGAUUGUCCAGGAUAGGAAGCUUGGAAAAGGAGGAAAACUCGGAGGACUCUCCCAACUCUGCAGACGCAGAACGAAGGAGGGAAGAACUUUUAAACUUAAGAGCAUAUCUAGACAUACACGACAUAAGUCAAAAUAAAAGAAAAAUAUUUAUGAACAGAUUAAGUGAGGACCUCUCUGAAAAGGGCUUCCUUAACAUGGACUUUUUAAAAGACAUAACAAAAAAUAAAAGUAGAUCCGAUGAUGUACAGCCGUGUAGCAACUUAUACCUGUGCAGUGUCGACGACUACUAUGUGAUGCUGGAAAAUGCAGAAGACGAUUUUAAUUUAAUUUUGUAUAGAAUAAAAUUUCUGAACAUGUCUGAAUUUUUAAUUCAUUUAUUUUUUUAUAACUACCACGAUGGUGUGUUGGCAGCUGAGCAGAAUGGAAUGGGGUCUUUGCAUCAACUCUUCGUUUACUCCGUCUAUGACUACGGGGGGAGAUACAUAGAGGCCCCCCUGAGCGAUUUCCAGUGCCUCUUCAAAAUUCAAAAUCUAUUUGACUUCCUGGAGAGAGCCGUGACGUACGACCCAUUUCUCUUCAGAGAGGAAGACGACACAAACAUAAUCGAAUUGCUCAAUUUGAAGAACAACGGAAUUGGCCAGUACAGAUAUGUGCCCACCAAUCUUAAUAAAAACGAGGAAAAUAAUAAUUACCAUAACAUGUUUUAUCUUCUGAACGAGUCAGGCGAUAAUGAGGUCACGUCAAAAUACGUUAACAAAUAUUACAAGGUUAAAAGGGUAAGGACUGAAAACUUUAUGCAGCAUGUCGACAUAAAUGUACAGAUGCUCAGGUUGAAAACGGUUUUGUGCGUUUCCCUGCGAGUUGUGUUAUACGUGUUGGGUGAUACUCAGUCGGCUAGCGAUGUGGUGCUGACCUCGGACGAGAGCAACGAUGGGCGAGACGCGGACGAUGCGUUCGACACCCAAGAUGGGUGCGACAUUGGUGAAGGUGAACACACCGAUGAAGAGAGUCACUUCUUAACCAGGUUGAUACAAAAUAAGGUAAAGAAGCGCCGAAGAAAGAGAUCAAAGUUUACCCGCAAAGGCGGACAAGGUAAAAUACAUAUGGGUGAUCACACAUCAGAACAUCCAAAAGAGAGACAAUCUAAGGAGGAAAGUGACAUGGACAAUGAAAACAGCGGUAAUGGCCAUAGUGAGGAAGAACAAAACCGAAUAAGCGAGAUAUGGGGACUUUCGAUCGACCAGGCAGAGCUAAGCGGAGAUGAAAGCAGCAGCAACGUGGAUGACAAUGUUGGAAGGGGGAAAGGAAGCAGCUCUUCGUCUAACGCACUGGACAGACAUAAUGAUGAAGUGAAUAGGAGAGUUCCCCACAACAUAUUUCUCCACGACGUAGAUUACAACUCGUUCGGUGAAAGCCUCGAGUCUGUAAAGAAAAAUAAAAUUGUAAAAACGAAAUUGAAGCUAUACAAAAAGGAAAUACUGCGGCAGAUUUAUAAGUAUAAAAUGUACAACUACCUCAUGAAGCUUCUGGAUCGAGAAAGACGAAGAGGAGGGUACCACGCUGGUUGUGACACAUCAGGGGAAAAAGACGGAACCCCCAAUUUAAACUACGACAAGCACAAAGGGUAUAGUAAUAAAAAUAAAAUGUCCGACAUUUUCAACAUCUUUAAGAAAAACAUAAAUGAUUCUACAAACGUGGGAGAAAGGGACAACAUGAAUGGAACCGCUAGCAGUGAAGGGUUCACUCAAAGCAACGCACAGGAAAAAGGGUCCAACAUCUACAUCAUCAGCUGGACAAAAUUUAAGUACUACUAUACUCCAUUUGAUAUUGUAAAAUAUUUUGUUAUUAACCAAAAUUAUGUCUUAGUUAAAAUUUUUUAUAAAUAUUUUCGUUUUUUUGUUAAUCACAAUUGGCAAAGGAUAUUUUAUUACAUUCCUGUGAACACCAAAGUUGAAGAUUUUUUCUUUCUUCUCCCGGGGGUUAAAGAAGCACAGGUUAAUAAGCACCCUGGACGGGGUGCCUUACCAGGAAAAACUUCCUACUAUGGAUAUACACAUAAUAGAGAAUCUAACCCCAUUGACGAUGCAGCUGUUGAUGGGGACACCAUCUGUCGUUCUUCCCACUUUGCUAAAAAGGAUGAAACAGAUGAGGAAGAAGAAUAUGCAAAAUGGACUCGAGAAAAUCAGCCCCACAAAGGAUUCUCUAAUCAUUACGAAAUACAUUCUGAUGGUGAUGCCUUUCUCGAGUUCUUCUUCAGCAGAUGUAUUUUCAUCAUGAAGAGAACCAGGUUGGUUAAGAGUCGCCUCCUGGCAUUCGUUUAUGUUUGUCUGCAACAAAUAAAUGGUAAUAACAUUUAUGAUCUGUUUAAGUACGAUCCCGCUUUGAAGAGACUUACUUUUGAUGAAUCGUAUUUUUGUGAAUCAUUCCAUGUGGGUACAGUCUUAAACGUGGAAAAAGAAAAUCCUAGCGCCGUCACACCAGAUGGGAAUACGAACAGUAUAGGAGCUCCACGAAGAGAACAACUCGGUUUGCACAGCGAAAGUAUGGUGAAGGACCCCAAUUUUGGUGACCCACUUUGGAUAAAGAAAAAUUUACAAAUACAGAUUAAAAAAGAAAACAUCCCAAACAAAAACGUACUCCUUAUAUACAGCUUCUUCACCCUCAUUAAGCUAUAUGUGAUCUGCAAAGAGAAUCAUAAAAAUGUAAAAUUGGAAAAUUUUGUACUCAUGGAUUUGUACACACGCUUGUGUUUGGUUCUGGAGUUUGACAUAAAGUACAUGUCUUUGGAAUUAGACCAGGAUGGCUACAUAAAAGUAUUUUAUGAACAUUUAGAAGAAUUUUUGAGCAACUACCAUGUGAUUGAUGAGCACAUUGCGUGUACAGGAACAACCAAGUGCAAACUUUUCACAAAAGAGAUUGUCAAUUUGGUAUACGAGAAACCGAAAAACCUUUUGGAAAGCGUCUACUUCAAUUUGCUUUACUCCUCUCAACAAAUUUUUGUGUUAUUCUGUUUCAAGACAUUAAGAUUGUUACAAGGGAGGAACUGUCACAACGGUCAUGAGGGAGAGGGGAAGGGAAGGAAAGAUAAUAAUUCAACCUGGUCCAGCCACCUACCUCUGAGUGAAAAUUUUCGUCAAGGACAGAAUGCAAUCCGUGCAAAUGCACAACACAUGGUGGUAGGGCGAUAUACCCAAUCGAAGCGCAAAACUGAAAUUGACAAAAUUUUUGUUUUCUUAAAAUAUAUUUACUACGCGUACAAGCAUAGAGCUAUCUUGAGGAAUGAUUACGAGUUUGCAUUUUUAUUUCUGGUGAUGUUCUACAAAUACAUGCACAUUAACCUGUUGCACUUUAUUUCAAUUUUGAGCGAUUUUUACAACCUGUUGCCGAGACAAAUAGGGGACGGCCCCGAUGAGGGUGUGGAGUCACCAGAAGGAGGGAUCGCCCCACAUGGAGGGGAGCCUUUCGAUCUUGGCGAGCUCUUCCACAACGAAGAGUACACCAGUAAAGCAGUCAUUUAUGACGAACAUUUGAGCCGCAUUGUCGGGGGGGACUGUGAAGACGCAGAUAAGGCAAGUCCAUCUUGGGAGGAGAGCCCAUCUGUCCAGUCUGCCCCUCUGGUGGAGAAACUCCUGGACCUGUUCGAAAAGGACCUGAACGCCCUGGAGCUGAUCAAAUAUUUGAAGAAAGACUUCGCGCAACACGCGGAAGAUGAAAUCAAGGUAGAUAUCAACAUGAUUGUGAGUUCGCGAAAUAGUAAAACGAAGACGGUACUGAAUAUUUUUACACUGUUUAAGAAAAUAAUGACCUUCACACAAUACAAAGAUAAAAAUUUUACGAAAAACUGCUUCCAACUCUAUCACAAUUUAUUUUAUUUGGUAGAUGUGCACACUUUCUUUCACAUCCUCUUCUACAUCAUCCUCUUUCACUCCAACGACUUUGAAUAUUUAACCAACCUUUUGAAGUUUUUCCGGAAGUACUACGACCAAGAGGGUGGGGACAGGCCGCUGCAUGGGGAGAGGCCACUUCAUAGGGAGAAACCACUUCCUAGGGAGAAAUCGGAUGACCUCAUAAAUUAUCUCCUGCUUCGUAGAGCAAAAGUAGUAACCAUUAACGAAAAUUUUGACCACCUGUACAAAUUUGUGCAACAUAUAUACUGUAAGAGAACGGUAGGGUUCCUGUCCCACUUGGCUGACCAGAAUGAACAGCUCUUGCAAAACUUGAAAAUGUUAAAGUACAUGCAGAUGCUUGCAAAUCGAAAAGGAGAAAGCGAAAAAGAAAAUGGGACCUCCUCCAUGAGUCACUACGUGUCCAGACAACAAAUAAACAAAAAAGCAUCAAACGAAGACCUAUACAAAUCCUUUUCAAAGUUAAUUUCUCAGUCGUAUGAAAGGAUUGCCCCGAAUGAUGUAAACCUUGAAGAGGGGGCAAAGAACAAAACGAGAAAUGUUUACAAACCCCCUGUUUACAAGAACAUUCUGUACGACUCUUAUGUUAAGAUAGCCAUUGAAAAAAAUAAAUUUCAUAUCUUCAAAAACGUAAUGCAGAAUGAUCUCACAAUUUGUUAUAACAGAAGGAGAACCAUCAAGUUGAUUAAACUUCUUCAAUUAGAAAAGGAUCAUCUUAGGGAUUCUCUCCUGUUCGUUAUUUGCACCCUACAACUACAUGAAAAGGUGAAGAUUCUUCCCUUUUACCUGAUUCUUUUUCUCAUUUUAUUUCAAAAUGAUGAAUUGCACAAGGACCAAAAGAGGGCUCUACACAAUGCCAUUAUGUAUUACGUGGAAUGUUCUAACCGAUCUCCUAGCUACGUGUACAAUUUUGCCAUGUCACUUAUUGCUUACUUUUCGCUGAACCAUCCGGAGUGUAUUCCUCAUCUAUACAAAUCCAUUUUCGCCAAAAGGGCGUACUUCAAACCUGCGUGGAGAGCCCAGAAGGGACAGAGACGAGACGAGAACAAUAUACAUGAUAGCUUCCUUUCCAUGUAUGACUUUUUACAAGAUAGUAAUAUUAAGUUAAUCAGAACGAGUGAUGGGGAUCCCAGCUGUCAAGGGGGGAAAGCAGACCAUAAUAAUUACCACCCCGAUUUUGUACAAGAGGGAAGCGGAAACGGCAUGGAGUUCCUUCCACAGAUGGGAUCCAUCAGAGGUGAUCAGACAAGAGGAAACAUAAACGAACCCACAAAUGAGCAUCCCCAAUUCGGACCAGCGCGAGACGAUGACACGCGGGAGAUGAACCCCAUCGCUAGGGUGUUCUGUAAACUCACGGAUGCAACGGACGCUUCGAGGGGGGAAUCUCUGCACAUCGCUACCGAGGAGCCCAUGGAUUCAUACGAGCACACCUUUGAUGGGGAAGAUCAUCUGGGCGAAGUAGAGCACCAAGUUGAAAUUGAAAUGUUCCAGGGGGAGAAGAACCCCCUUGAGAAUGUAAUCGAUGAGUGCGAUGACGCAUGGGAACAGAGCCCUGAAGAAAACGGCCCACUUAGGGGGGAAGUCGAUCAAAGCGACAACGAGUUGGACCAACUCGAGGAUAUUUGCACGGGUACAGAUUUUGAGGAAAUGGGAGCAUCGUCUGAUGAAUCGGCCAGCGACAGGGGCGUCGCUGAAGGGGGCGAAGCGGACGACACGGAUGGACAUAAUGACGACCGCGAGAGCAGACACCUCGUGACGCACACAGACCAUCUAGAACAGGUGGAAACCACAAAAUGGGGCAGCAGCGAGGAGGGCGAAGAAAUGCCCCAUGUGGUCGGACGGAGAAGCUCAUGGGGAAAGGAGGAAGAAGACUUGUCCCCUAAUCAUAUCGAGAAGCACACCCAACAGAAAGGAAAAACAAAAACACUCAGUAGGAAUGCCCUUACGUAUCUAAUGAAACAGGCUCGCACCAGGAUUAACAAGCACAACGUGACGAAUUGGGACGUUGGUUAUAUCACCAAAACGGUGCAUGUGGUGAAGAAGGUUUUAAAGAGGAACGAAAAUAAACUGAAGGGAAUGGAUAGCACUUUACAUGUGCACCAUUUCAACAAGAGAAUAGAGCAACAUGAGCAGAAAAAAAACAUUCGCCAAAAAAGCAACAUAUAUAAAACCCUCCUCAGCAGUGACCUCUACUUUGCAUUUCUGUAUUUUCUACAAGUGGAAGAUUACCCAUUUAUCUACACCUUGGUCAAGAAAAUCAUUUUGAAUAAUUCAAUUGUGAUAAACAAAAAAAUGGUUAUUAUUGAAAAGCUACUGUUAAGUAUGUAUUCCUUUCAUGCAAAUAUGGGAGAAGGAAAAGAGGAGGGACUCCAUCCCGAAGACUCAAAAGGCAUGUCCCCAUUUUUAAAAAAAAUUUUCAACAUGCUGGUUAUUACGAAGUAUUUGCUCCUCGAGCUAAAUGCUAACAAUUUAAGCAAAAUUGAUUUACAAAAAAUUUUUGUCGAGGAUAGCUAUAAAAAACUGCUAGUGGAAAAAUUCGAAAAAGAAACGUGUGAAAAAUUUUUACAAAUUUUGAUUAAAAUAGGAGACAUUUCCCGGAUGGCUCUUCUAGAUAUGAAUCUCCAUAUUAAAAAAAAAAGACACACUGUUGUGUAUGACUUACGAUGGCGAGAUGGACCCAAGGAAAUAGGUAGCAUGGUGCAAAAUCGCCUCAGUGAGAAAAACACCAUUGCAGAAAACCCCAAGGACCAUAAGAGCUUUCAGUUUUUAUUCGAAAUUGAGGUGGAAAAACAAAUGAUUAAUCACUUCCAGGGGAAUGAAAAGAAUGCUCUACUGAUGUAUAUCACCACCCAUUUGAACUACCUCAAUUUUAAUCUCCAUUUUGUAAGAAAGAUUGUCUUCUAUAUGUACGAGACGUGUCUGUAUUUCCUUUGUCCGGCUAUAUACUUUUUGAGGAUUUCCUUUUAUGACUUCAGCAUGGGGAAUCUGUUUACUUCCUUGUCGCGGGUCGUGAAGAGGUUAUCUCGCACGGAGGUAGUAACGAAAUUGCUCGAGCUCCGUUAUGUGUGGAUUUGUCUGGCAGGAGAAGCCACACAAGAUGUGAAGGGAGGACACCUUCCACAGAGCGUCGAAGAAGGGGAACCAACAGAGAAUAUCUCCAAAAGCAACACAGCAAAAAUAUUGUACACUUCGAACAUUUUAAACCCUUUCAAUUUUUACCUCAAGCAAGCACAAACGGAUAACCCCGCAUUUGACCAACUCAUUUGUGACCAUGUGAAGGAUGCACAAAAAGAAGUUCAAACAUAUAAGUUAGGAAAGGAGGCAGCGUAUCAUUUGGUGACCUAUCUGUGGAGUAAACAUGACAUACUGCCUCAACUCCACGAUUUGUGUUUUCUUCUGAAAGGGCUCAAUGUGCAGUUGGAUCCAUUUUACUAUACUACUGAAGACAAUCACCAAGCGAUACAGGAACUCUUCGACCCUAGUGAGGACGACUAUAUUAAGCACUCCCUUCUUUUCACCCAACUCAAUAAAGAUUGUAUUGACUCAUUUGAAAUUAAAAAUGUGAAAAACAAUUUGUCCCAUUUCUUCUAUGCCAAUGAGAAGUACCACAAGUGCUUUAUCGAUUUUUACCUCUACCGCAGUGCACUAAAAUUAGGCAACCUAAAAAAGGUGUCGACACUUUUAUUUACGCACCUUCUGAAACGCCCUCUAAAACACUUUUGCAGAAACAUUGAAUUCAACUUCACCAAAUGGAUGCUCCUACACAAAAGGCGAAUGGAGAAAUUUUUACACUUUUACAAUAUGAUGGACAGACUUGGCAUGGACCACCCUGGGGUCUUGGUCAAAUUAGUUACCGAUAAUUUAUAUAGAGUGGACUACCUUUUGUUUCUUCACCUGAUGCACAGCGAUGGGGAAGGCGACCCUCUCCCAACUAAACGCAUAGUCCUCAAACUGCUCAUGGUACUCUUCUUCAUAUCGUGCACACAUGAAGAUGCAAACUUUUCAGUGAAUGAUUUUUUCCAUUUUUGCGCGGCGGACACACAGGCGGGAGGAAGAGACUUACCCACAUUGGAACACCACUCCCCAGGGGAUAUAAUCCUCGAGGGUGAAUUCUGUAAGGAUGAUGAUGGGGCGAGCGCAGUCGGCGAAGUUAACGAAGUGGAAGACCCCAAAUUGCUCACAAUGCACGGCGACAAUUCCGUGGAGACCGACGAAGAGCAGUACAUUGACAAACGCAUGGAGGUAGAUGAUGAUGGGGACGACCACUUUUCCUACAGUGAGAACGCCGAGAUGGAUGGUGCUGAGAAAAACUUCAACGAUAAUUCCUCCCUUGUAAGUAUGCCCGUUCUAAGUAUGAACGACGAAGGCGCAUCUGCGGGUGAGCACUACGCAUACACGGACCAAGAAAAGAGCCUCAUUGCAGACAUAAACAAUUUUUUCAAAAAGGAUGGCGGACUUGGGGACGCGGAUGACGGACUUGGUGGCGCGGAUGAUGGACUUGGUGGCGCGGAUGAAGGAGAGGUACCAUGCGGAGGAGGCAAACCCGGGGGAAUCCAAGUCGACCUGGACGAGAGAAGAAUUGGCCAAAUUGAAAACAGAUGCAACGGCGAGCGGGACGCACAGGCCGGACAGACUCAACCGAUUGAAUCGACCGAACAACACGAAGUGCUCAACGCCGUGACCUCUUUCUGCCGUCAACGCAUAACCCUCCAGGAGGUAAUAAAAACGGUUAUAAAGAACGAACUAAAGGCAAUUUUGUUCCUUCGAUUUUCAAACACAGUAACUGUAUAUAGCUUGUAUGAUAAGGCAAAGCGGGUUGAUCACUUUUUGCGUAGCUUGGGCGGACGCAACGUCUUUUUCACCCUCGAGAUGAUGGCCAUACUAUUGUUCAGAAAUAAAAGAAGGAAGUCGAGGAACAGGUUCAUUUUUCACUUUUUUGCGCUUCUGUACGUUUUGCACUUCGUCAGGGAGGGGGACAGUGGCGAGUUUAUUGAGCAGCCGAUUGAGCAGCAGAGUGCACAGAAGUGUGAUGAGCCACCGCGUAGGCAGGAUAACCAUUUGCACCAGAACGAGAAAGAGAGCCUCGUCAAAAGCUUGACGGUACUCCUCUUCAUAAACCUAACUAAUAUAUUUCUACCAACCGUUAACAAGCUGUACGUAUUGGACGAGAAACAACACUUCCUGUUUGACCAAGAGAGGAAGCAAAUAAAGACCACACACGAUGUGGAGUCCUUUGUUCAUAUAAUUUUGAACGUAAUCGACGAGACGUAUGUUAAGGGUUAUGAAUUUGUUUACCUAAGUCUCCUCCUGUUGAUGGAGUAUGUAGUAGAGCUCUUAUGUGACGACAGCGACGUGGUGGUCCCCCCCACCAUGGCACACAUCUUCAAAUGUAAGAAAGUGCAAAUUUUGCUAGACGAUUAUACAAAAAGGUACCAAUCUGCAGGAGAGGGAAAAACGGACCAGGGGGACAACAACAAAACUAAAAGGAAUACCCUCACUUCUUUCCUAAACCAGCAAGCAUAUGACAAAAUUAGAAACAUGAUGAGUCGUAUCUACUUGAAAAUCCUGUCCAACUGUGACAAGUCCAUUGUGCUGGUCUGCAAAAUCAUAAUUGGGAACAGAAUCAACUUGGAAGAUGAAAUGGAAUUAUUUAAAAAAGUCAAGAGUAAUAUACUGCUAUUUUUUACUACAAAUUAUGGCCAAAUAAAAUCGAAUAAACAGAAGAUACUCCUACAGAACAAUCAGAACAACAAGGUGAAGGGAGACAAGAGUGACAAAUAUGACCUGUUUCAAACAAAAAUUUCUUCCUUCAUUAAAGUCCUCUUGGUUAUAAUGCAUUACAAUAUUAAUUCGUUUAAAGGCUGGGACUAUUACGAAACUAUUAAGCAGAUAAUCACCGAUGCAGAAUGGUUCCGCAUCUUUGACGCCAAGUACGCAAGGGAGUCAUUUGAAAUGAACUUUCUGUGUAAGAGGUAUACGAGGAGGAAGGGGGGCGUGGGGCAUUUCUACAACGCGCAAGGAGGUUCAUUACUUAGUGUUGGGUUCGCUACACAUAUGGAGGACACACCAAACGUGGGAAAUAAUACCAACGAGGGUGUUUGUGAUAGUAGUGCUGCUCCACAUGAUCCAGGUCGCCACCGCCACGCAACGCACUCGAUAGAAGAGCAGGAUGUGGAAGAAGCCCAUGUUGAAGAUACACAUGGAUGGGACUCCUCCGAUGGCAGCCUUGCUGAAAUGAACAAAACGAUGCUCUUCUAUUUACAAAACUGCACAGAGGAGGAGGAAGAAAAUGCUACGCAGAAGGAAGUCGACUCGGGGGAUACAACAGGUUUACUAAGUUCGAAUGAGGUGGUGCAGGGGAAUUUCCCGUGGAGCAGUGAUGCCCUGGAUGGUAACAAUGGCCAUCACGUAGGGGAACAAUUCGAGGUGGCAGAAGAGAAGAAUAAAAGCGCUAACAUAUUGCAGAGUAAGGAUGUAGUGUCAGGAGUUGCCCAGACAGCAAUGAAGGAGCUAUCACCCGAGGAGGAUAAUGUAGUACUGAACGGUGGAGUAAGCCCCCAUGAGGAAGACUUGCAGGAGGAAGAUCCAUUCCAGUUCAAUACCUCCAAGGUGCGCGAAAGCAUUAUGAAUGACUAUGGGAAGGGCUUCCUCUCCAAGUACAUAAACAAGCUUAUCACGAAGGAAGAGUGUGAAGAGAGAUUGAAACAGGUGGGCAGGAAGUCAAAAAUGAUGAACCUAGUAAAAUAUGCAGCAUACAUUUUACGCUACUGGAACAUCGAAAUAGAAGAAUUGCAAAAAGGGGAAAGAGAAGAAGGGUUUCAAAUUUUAAUUUUUUUUGCAAACCAUUUUCAUUUCUUCGAAAAUUUAAUCAAGUAUAAAAUUAUUUUAAAAUUAUACAUGCGAAAUAAGCUGAACCUAGCAGACGAACUCCUGGGGCAGAAGAGUAGGAUGUGGUCUUGGUACAGAAAUGACGCCAAAAUAAAAAAUUGUAUUGAGGAAUACCUCAUGAAGGAUAUAUGCUACACUAAUUUCUUCAGCGGGAAGGAAAAUAAUGAGACCUUUCUUUACUCAUUUAACCAAGUGUUAAAAAGGGGCCAAGGGACUAGUGGUCCUAUUUCACAUCAACAAGGGGACCCCACCAACUGCUUCUACCUAAGAAACUACCACAACAAUAAAUUUAAUGGGACAUUUUUGAAAAGCAUAUAUAUGCAGCAUUAUGCCUUCAGGAAGUACAACAAAAAUGCAGGUGGAAAACACUUGGGGGUAUAUCUCCCCAGGGAAACCCAGUUCGACACGGGAACUACCCACCCAGGGAAGCACACAAGUGAGGAGCAGGGUCAUUCCCCCCAACAGGACUUCUCAACCCAACAGAGCACCAACCACUUUCCCCUCUUCUACCUAUCCUUCAUGGACCUAUACGCACGCACCGCAGACGUGUACGACUUCUACUUCCAAGCAGUCAUUUUCAAGUUAAUGAAAGAGGAGGAGCUACACCUCAGCAAAGCGAAACAGUAUCAGGAAGAUUUACAAACAUACCUCCAAAACAUGUUAAAUCAGUACGACUUAUAUUUGAUGCUUCUAAACUACCAGUUGCUUACCUUCCAGUCUGUUUGCUCUAAUAGCAACACGUGCACGAAUUUUCUCAACCGGCGUGAACAAAAGUUGGUGCACUACCUCUGGGUCAGACUCACCCAGGAUCUAAUGAAGAAGUACCGGUAA